Messenger RNA from Rosa chinensis, 1689 nucleotides. RefSeq names its product stearoyl-[acyl-carrier-protein] 9-desaturase, chloroplastic. The transcript is spliced from 3 exons. The record is from RefSeq and is a predicted model, not a curated record. Gene Ontology annotation, biological process: fatty acid biosynthetic process. The coding region runs from base 160 to 1341 and encodes 393 amino acids. Gene Ontology annotation, cellular component: chloroplast stroma. Gene Ontology annotation, molecular function: stearoyl-[ACP] desaturase activity. NCBI's taxonomy places the organism in Eukaryota, Viridiplantae, Streptophyta, Magnoliopsida, Rosales, Rosaceae.
CACCAUCUCCCCCGUUCUGUGUGUCUCUGUUACAAAAUAUUUUGGUACAGUUGUCUCUCUUCUUUUGUUGUGUGGAGGAAACUGAAGGGGAGGAGGCUCAACUGACUCAAAACAUCGGAACCCUCCUGAGAAGAGACCAAGGAAGCAAGGAAGGAAACAAUGGCUCUCAAACUCAACGCCUUCACUAUUCAAUCCCCCAGGUUUGCUCUUCCCCAGAUGGCCAGCCUCAGAUCUCCCAAGUUCUCGAUGGCCUCCACUCUCCGCUCUGGCUCCAAGGAGGUUGAGAAUCUGAAGAAGCCUUUUACGCCUCCUCGGGAGGUGCAUGUUCAAGUAACCCAUUCCAUGCCACCUCAAAAGAUUGAGAUCUUCAAAUCCAUUGAGGGUUGGGCUGAGGAGAACAUCUUAGUUCACCUAAAGCCAGUUGAAAAGUGCUGGCAACCCCAGGAUUUUUUGCCAGAUCCUGCAUCUGAUGGAUUUGAGGAACAAGUUAAGGAACUACGGGAGAGGGCAAAGGAGAUUCCAGAUGAAUACUUUGUUGUUUUGGUCGGAGAUAUGAUUACUGAAGAAGCCCUUCCAACUUAUCAAACAAUGCUUAAUACGUUGGAUGGAGUUCGGGAUGAAACAGGUGCAAGCCCAACUCCUUGGGCAGUUUGGACAAGGGCAUGGACAGCUGAAGAGAACAGGCACGGUGACCUUCUCAAUAAGUAUCUCUACCUCUCUGGCCGAGUAGACAUGAGGCAAAUUGAAAAGACGAUUCAGUAUUUGAUUGGGUCUGGAAUGGAUCCGCGUACGGAGAACAGUCCUUACCUUGGGUUCAUUUAUACAUCAUUCCAGGAGAGGGCUACCUUCAUUUCUCAUGGAAAUACUGCCAGGCAUGCCAAGGAGUAUGGGGAUUUGAAGUUGGCUCAAAUAUGUGGCACAAUAGCCUCAGAUGAAAAGCGCCAUGAGACUGCAUAUACUAAGAUUGUGGAAAAGCUCUUUGAGAUUGAUCCUGAUGGAACUGUCACAUCUUUUGCUGACAUGAUGAAGAAGAAGAUCGCUAUGCCAGCUCACUUGAUGUAUGAUGGCCGUGAUGACAAACUUUUUGAGCACUUCUCAGCUGUUGCACAGCGUCUUGGUGUCUAUACGGCCAAGGACUAUGCAGAUAUAUUGGAGUUCUUGGUGGGCAGGUGGAAGGUGCAGGACCUGACUGGACUUUCAGGUGAGGGUCGCAAGGCUCAAGAGUAUCUGUGUGGGUUAGCCCCAAGAAUUAGAAGACUAGAGGACAGAGCUCAAGCAAGGGCUAAGCAAGGACCUGCCAUACCCUUCAGUUGGAUCUUUGAUAGAAAUGUGGGACUGUGAGUGCAGACUCACAAUUCUAGCAAGUCUCUUCUCGCACAAUCAAUGGGGAUAGUAUUUUUUGUACUUGCAUCUUGUUUAAAACAUCCAGUUGAUUAGACCUUCUGUGUAAUGAGUGAACUUUGGUUGGUUGUAGAUACAGUCGUUUCUUGUGUUGGUGGCGUAUGUCAUUAGAUAAGAAGGUAGGAGUAGCUGGUGUUUCGGUGUUUUGUUCUUCUGAAUGGUAUCUUGUACGAGUCUACUUUGUUCUUCCGUAGCAUGUCUGGUGUGGUGUAAUAGAAUAAUCAUUAUGGCAAUUUUGAUGAUCUCGAUGUUAUCAAUCUCUAGUUAUAAAUAACGUUUCUUUUGGUU